Caenorhabditis auriculariae is the source of this 1607-nucleotide messenger RNA. Lineage: Eukaryota; Metazoa; Nematoda; Chromadorea; Rhabditida; Rhabditidae. The record is from the annotation of a GenBank genome assembly.
AUGAAUGAAGAAUUAUUUGUAGGUUUGCAAAAAUCACUCUGGUUGAGAAAAUCUGGCCUUCUGAGAAAUUGAAACGAUGUCUCCAGUAGAAUAAAUUUGAAAAUUAUUCUAAAGUUUUUGACUAAUAAAGAAAAAAACUCCAUGAAACAACGUCUAAAAAUGAUCAAUUUUUUUCAAUAUAAAUUUAUAUACUAACAAAUUUCUUGGUCGUGUGACAGAGAAAGUUUUUUUAUAAUUGUUUUUUUCAGAGCUUUGGUGAACAGUUACUCGACAUGUUUACAUCGAAGCUUCGAAAAUCUCACGUGACAAUGUUUUUUUGAACACGCGGCGAACCAUGAAAGUCUACUGAAACAGUCGAAAAGUGUAUUAAGAUUGUUAAGAAAACUUAAUGUUUUUAUUGAAUAUUCUUAUGCCCUAACUUACAAGGGGAACUCAUUGGAAACAAUGGAUUGAAAACUUAUGAAAUUUCGCUCAAACUCCUCAGUCCGGUAUACAGUGUUCUUUCGAACUAGUCUUUUUUCUUACUUUUCAAAAACGUCUUUUCAAAAAAAAAGGCUAAGUUGCGAUGAAUUAGAAAAAAAAAUUCAAAUUGAAAACAGUAUACACAAUGCAAAAUCACUGGGAAUGCCACUUAUUUGUUUUUGUGUUUUUCAAGAAUUACAAAGCCAUUGGCAUCAGAUCUAAAAAUAAAUUUUCUAUUUUUAUAUCGAAAAUUAUCUUCGGAGAACUCAUUUAUUCCUUCACUUUCAGGCACCUAAAUUUAAGAUGAGAAGAUGAUUCAGGGGUCGAUGACGUCAUCCAAGUCCUUCCUGAAAAAAAAAUGUCGUUGAUCUACAUUGAAAUGGGAACACCACGCUGUCUGUGAGUAACCUUAAACAAACAAUCGCAAAACGACUGAGGCGAUUUCUUUAGGGGCGGGUUAAAAGAAGCGUUAUCAGCCUCUGACGUCAAUCUUAGAUUUCCUCACAAAACUUCAUUUAUAAGCACGAGGUCGAGCAACAACUUCACACCAUUUUCUCAUCUUUUUCCCAAGUUUGUUUAAGGUUCAUCUUAACCUUUAAAGCUGACUGCGAAGUUUCCGUCUUAAAUAUUUUUUGUAAAGACUGAUUUUUUCUAGACCAAAAGGUUCGAUAAAAUUUUUGAAGAAGUUUUUUUUUUUUUGAGUAAAGAUUUUUUUUUUAAUUUUCAAAGUUAGUCACUUUCAAGCGCACUAUCCAUUCUAUUACUUGCUGCCUCUUCCGCUCAAUUUUUUUUUAUUGGUUGACUAACAUCCGUUUUGCUGGAUUCAACUAUAUGGAAAUUUCAGAGAAUGUCGUACAAUCCUUACAACAACGGCUGCCACGGAGGUUACGGUGGAGGAUAUGGCGGAGGCUACGGUCACGGAGGACCUUAUGGAAACGGUCCUUACGUACCUCCACCUAUGCCUUACGGACCACCUACGCAUGGCAGCUAUCAUCAUUAUCAUCAUCACCAUAAUCCCAUUUCCAACUUCGCUCAUAAUAUCACUCAUCCUUUCGAGGACCGCCAUCAUGGAGGACACCACCAUCACCAUCAUCACGGACAUUAUUAAUCAACGUUUAGUGAUAAAAAGUCGUAUCUGUUUGUAA